This is a messenger RNA of Adineta ricciae, 2934 nucleotides long. Lineage: Eukaryota; Metazoa; Rotifera; Eurotatoria; Adinetida; Adinetidae. The record is from the annotation of a GenBank genome assembly.
AUGCCUUUAUUGAAAUUAUUUGAAUUAAUCGAAAAUCUUCUUGGUUUUGGUGAACAUGGCCUUCAAAUUCAACAGAGAUCCGCUCAGUUAAAACGUAGAUUAUCAGAAGAGCCGGAUUACGUUAACAGAACCAUCGAACACUCUCCGAUUGUCCUAUCAGAUUCGUCAAAUAAUCUGAGUAAACAGAAUACACCAUCGAGAAAAACGUGUCGUCAAUCACUUCCAUCACCACACAAUAGUCGAAUUACAAAUAAUAUUCGCGGUCCAUCAUGGUGGUUAUCAUUAAGUUUUUUACUUAUUUCUACUGUGAUUGGUUUUCAAUCUGGUCUUGUUCUUCUUUGUAAUGUGAAACGAUGUAUUACAGAUGAGUUACCUUCUCAACAUGAAUCAAGUAAUAUGCUAAUCACUAGCAACAAUCGAACAAACGCAAUCGCACCUGUUAAUUUACCACGUGUAUCACAGAAAAAACAAUUGAUUCUUAUUGCUGUUAUGACUAGUAAAGAUUUUCUAACGACACGUGCGCCAACAGUUAUGCGUACGUGGGCAGACAAAGUUCCUGGCCAAGUCAUAUUCUUCUCUAGCGAAGGUUCAACGACUAAUGAUUCACGUAUUAAUCUGGUCAGUUUACCAUCUGUAACUGAUACUUAUCCUCCACAGAAGAAAUCAUUUCUUAUGAUGAAAUACAUUUAUGAUCAUUAUUUAAAUAAAUUUGAAUGGUUUAUGCGUGUGGACGACGACGUUUACAUCAGAACAGAUAAUCUCGAGAAACUAUUGCGGUCAAUUGAUAAUCGCAGACCUUAUUAUAUUGGUCAACCAGGAAUGGGAACAAAAGAAGAAUAUGGUCGAUUGGCUUUGGGUGAAAACGAAAAUUUUUGCAUGGGUGGACCUGGUAUAAUUAUAUCACGUGAAACAUUAGCUCGUUUUACUCCACAUAUAAAAAAAUGCUUGCAAAACUUCUAUACAUAUCACGAAGAUGUUGAACUUGGCCGAUGUGUUCAUAAAUAUGCCAAUGCAUCAUGUACAUGGUCAUAUGAAAUGCAACAUAUUUUAUACAAUCAUCCGAAUAAAACGGACGGAUAUCGUGCAGCAAACCUUGUCUCUACUGAUAUUCUUCGUGCUGUUAGUCUACAUUCGAUAAAAGACAUUCGUGUAUUUACACGUGUACAUAAUUUUGCUUUACAACGACGGAUUAUGGAACUCGAGCAACGAAAUAUGUUGUUGCGGCGUCAAGUAUAUAUAUAUGAUCAAAUACUUGACAUCAACAAUCAAAUUAAACUUCACAUAAAAAAUCUUUCGAAAUUGAUACAAAAAACAAAGAAUGAGCAAGUCAAAAUUAGAUUGAAACAACAGUAUAAAAUAUUAAAUAAACCCGAUCAACAUAUUGCUGAACAAAUCAUGUCAUUAUAUAAUAAUACAUAUCGAUUAUUUGUUGAUGAUACUACUGAGCCACAAGAAUAUCACUUUUGGAAAGUUUUACAAAAAUAUUUCAACCAAUCGCUUAACUCUUCAUCUUCACUAUUGAUAUCAAAUGAUUUAAUGUUUCGUUCGUUAUUUGAGCCUUCGCUUGCCAUUAAGACUUAUCAGACAAACCAUCAUCAAUAUUCAAAACGAACGAAGACAUUAAAUAAUUAUCACAAUAAAUUUUCUCGUCAGAAAGAUGCCAGUGUGUAUGAAAUCAAUGAAUCCAAUGUCUACACAUUAUUUACUGCUAGCCAGUAUUCAGCAAACACAGAACUGCCAGUACGAUCGGUUGAACCAGCAUAUAAGCAAUGUUUCGAUGAAGUAGUUCGUACAUAUAUGGAAGAAGUCAAUAAAAUCUCCAGAACGAUGGGUCGAUUCUUAGAAUAUAAAAAAACUCUAUAUGGCUAUUAUAAAUAUACGCCAAGAUAUGGAAUGAAUUACAUUCUAGACUUAUUUCUUAUUUAUCGGAAGUAUUCUGGAAGAAAAAUGUCGCUUCCUGUACGAAAACGUGUGUAUGUCGUGCAAAAAUUUCGUCCUCUCUACUUUCGCGAAUUAUCUUCGUCCUAUUCAAGUGCAAUAUUACUUUCCUCGGGAGCUGGUUUUCCUAAUCUUGCUGAUAAAGCUUCACCGGUGAAUGUUAAGAAAAAUGUGACUUCGACUCCUUCCGUUCCCAUACAUAUGAUUGUCCCCGUUAGUGGUCGUCUUACUACACUCAAACGGCUAUUGACUAAUUUUGAUCAUAUUGUCAUGCGUUCGAAUGAAUCUGACCUUCUGAAUAUAUAUCUUUACAUCGUUUUAAUGGAAACAGCUGAAGAAAGCGGUGAACGAAUGUCGACAAUAGUUGAUUAUGUGAAGAAAUUUAUUGAUAAUCAUCAUACAUCACGUAUACAUCUAAUCGAAGUUGAAAAGGGAAAUUUUACUCGAGGCUAUGCACGCUCAUAUGGCGCUUCUCGUUUUAAUGAUACAGAUUUAUUAUUUUUUAUUGAUCUCGAUAUGGUCUUCACUCGCGAGCUAUUCCCACGUAUACGUCAUCAUACUAUUUGUCAUAAACAAGUCUAUUUUCCAAUCAUAUUUAGUCAAUACGAUCCACAUUAUUGGGAAACAACGUCAACUCAAAUAAAUUUCUCAUCAUUUCAUUUACGUGAUGAUAUUGGAUACUGGCGUCAAUAUGGUUUUGGUAUGUUGGGAAUUUAUAAAUCAGAUUUAGGAUCGAUUGGCAAUUGGAAUGUGGAGAUAAAUGGAUGGGGAAAAGAAGAUGUAGAAAUUUAUGAUAAAUUAGUUAAAUCUGCAACUUUAAAUGUCUUUCGGACAAUUGAUACAAGUUUGAUGCAUGUGUUUCAUACAAAAGAAUGUUCACCAACGUUACAAGAUGACCAAAUGAAAAUGUGUAAAGGAACUAAAUCAAUUACGUUAGGAUCACAGCGUACAUUAGUGAAACAUGUUCUAAAAACGAUUCAGCUCAAUAAAAUCUGA